Messenger RNA from Aplysia californica (California sea hare), 1655 nucleotides. RefSeq names its product DNA-directed RNA polymerase III subunit RPC10. Gene Ontology annotation, cellular component: RNA polymerase III complex. Gene Ontology annotation, molecular function: zinc ion binding; DNA-directed RNA polymerase activity; nucleic acid binding. The coding region runs from base 86 to 412 and encodes 108 amino acids. The transcript has 4 exons. Lineage: Eukaryota; Metazoa; Mollusca; Gastropoda; Aplysiida; Aplysiidae. The record is from RefSeq and is a predicted model, not a curated record. Gene Ontology annotation, biological process: DNA-templated transcription; termination of RNA polymerase III transcription.
UUUCCGUUUUCGGUUUCUUCUUCUCCAAAUUUCGUCAUUCUGUCUGAGUACUCUGAGCGAGCAUGUUUACUACUUGAAGGAAAAGAUGCUUACAUUUUGUCCUGUUUGUGCUAACGUCCUGAUUGUGGAGGAAGGACCUAAGUGUAUGCGAUUUGCAUGCAAUUCCUGUCCUUAUGUUCAAAACAUUACAAAAACGAUCACACACAAGGUGUAUCCAAGGUUGAAAGAAGUGGAUGAUGUUCUAGGGGGAGCGGCAGCCUGGGAGAAUGUGGACUCUACUGAAGUGGUAUGUCCCAAGUGCGAGCACAAGAGAGCUUUCUUCAUGCAGCUGCAGACAAGGUCAGCUGAUGAGCCCAUGACCACCUUCUACAAAUGUUGUAACAUGGACUGUGCUCACAGGUGGAGAGACUGAGGCUGUGUGUGUGUGUGUGUGUGUGUGUGUGUGUGUGAAAGAGAGAGAGAGCAAGUGUGUGUUAGGAUUAUGUUUAUAAAAUAUAUGGAUAUUUGUGCAUGUAUGUAUGUGUGUCAGGGAGAGAGAGAGCUAAUCAUACUUUGAUUAUGGUGUGUGUGUGUUUGUGAAUGAUAAAUAUGUAUGUGUGUAUUUUUAUGUGUGAGAGAGAGAGAACUAGUGAAACAUUGUAUGUUUGUGGUUUUGUUAAUAUGUGUGCUUUUGUGUGUGACAGAGAGAGCGAGUGAUCUGUUGAACCAUAGUUUACAGCAUGUGUGUUCAUGUGUUAGAUGUAAAUACGUGUUUGCAUGUCUGUGAGAGACCUUGUAAAACAUUGUUUAUGGCAUGUGCUUUAUAUGUGUUGUGAGAGAAAGAGGUAGCUAAUGAAACAUUGUUUUUAAUGUGUGUGUAUGUGUGUUUGUGAUUAUGUAAAUUUAGGCCUAUGUGUUUGGGAGAGUAGGAAAUCAUAAGCACCUGGUACAAAUGCGUGAUCUCAACUGCACUCCUUCUAAGAGACUACUGAUAUACCACUGCCAGUAUAAUGUGCAUAAACGUGUUAGCGCAAUCUCUGAGAAAACCUGUCCACAGUUUACAAAUUAAACAUAAAUAUUUGACUGAAACCUGUUGAGUACACAGGUAUUAGAUUUAGUAAUUAUUCAGGUUUAAAAUACAUGCAUGUCAGUAAGGCGCCUUUUGGUAUCGUCUGAAAUACAAAUACUUUAGGUAUUGCAAACUGAAAUUUUAUUUACAAUUCAGCCAUCAUUAUUAAGUAUAGCUAGCCUGCCAGUCUAGCGCUACUUAAGUACAGCUAGCCUCUUCCAAUAUUUAAAUACACCAGUUUCAUUAUGAGAAUAACCGUGUUUAGGUGUCUGAGGAACCCUUUCGACAUUCUACUAAUAUACCAGUAUUGGUACGUGUGAAUAACGGUCAAAAGUACAUGUAGUGGUUUGUGGAAAAACUGUGCAAGUGUGUGUUUAAGAUGUCUGAGAAGCCUCCCACACCUGGCAAAUAUUUUAAUCAUGUGGACUGUACUCAUAGAUGUGGAAAAACUGAGGAUGUGUUGGAGUAUUUGUGUGUGUGUGUGUGUGUUGGAGAGAGAAAGAAUGGGGGUGGGGGGAGGGGGGUGGGACAUUAUUUACUUACAGUUCAUGCUCCUAUCAUCAUGAAAGCUAACAAAUGUAAUAAAAGACAACCAGUUCCAACCAUG